AUGCCUCCAUCGUCCCUUCCUUCCCGUUCCGUGGUGGUGGUGUUUCCUCAUGUGUGGGAGGAAGGCGUCAUCAAGCGUGCAAUGGCGCUUUAUGAGAAAGGGGCGGAUCUGACCGCGGUGGACAACAAUUCUGGAUGGACCGUUUUCCAUCAUAUCGCUGGCUGCCAGCCUUCCAACAAAUUUGCGGAACCUGGGUACCGAAGAACAGCAAACGUAUUUACGGAAAAGGUUCCUGAUCUGGCCGUGGCUGCAAACAAGGAUGGAAAGACACCACUCGCUAUCGCGACGGAGCAGAAUACCAAGUGGGCCAUGGAUGUAUUCGGAGCCCCUGAAGAUAUUAUGCAAGAGUAG
Penicillium argentinense is the source of this 351-nucleotide messenger RNA. RefSeq lists its product as uncharacterized. The transcript has a single exon. Lineage: Eukaryota; Fungi; Ascomycota; Eurotiomycetes; Eurotiales; Aspergillaceae. The record is from RefSeq and is a predicted model, not a curated record. The coding region runs from base 1 to 351 and encodes 116 amino acids.